AUGUCUUCCGAUAGCGAUAGAACAUCAAUAAGAGCUAGGACGAUAGUCAUAGUAGGCGCUGGGCCAUCGGGUGUGGCGGCAGCAAAAUAUCUCCGAGCUGAGAAGGCAUUUGAUAAGAUCGUCUUGUUUGAACAACGAAGCCGACCAGGAGGUAUCUGGAUAUACACAGGCGAACAGCGAGAUGAGAAUCUCUUCGACAUACCUCAGACCAAUCCCAACAGAGACGUCCAAAAACCAGAGUGGCAAUCCGAAGAUGCAAUAGCGAAUGGGAACAUCGAUACGAAUGGCAUCAAUGGGACUUCAAAAAUACCCUCCUUCCUGUCGCCAAUGUACUCCAACCUCGAAACGAAUAUACCAAGAGGGCUAAUGGGCUUCCAAGACCUAGACUGGCCCGCCCAAAGUCAACUCUUUCCUACUCAUGAGACAGUACUAAAAUAUAUCGACGAUUACUCCGCGGAUGUACAAGACCUUGUCCGAUACUGUACACAAGUCAUCGAUAUCAGCCCAAUGGAACCCAAUGUCGCCAGCAGCCCAUGGAGAAUCAUUACGCGAAACUUACUCACGAAUGAAGAUACUUCCGAAGUCUACGAUGCAGUCAUUGUAGCAAACGGCCACUUCAUAGUUCCCUACAUCCCACCCAUGACCGGUAUCAAGGAGUGGGCUGCACAGCACCCCGGCUGCAUCAGCCAUUCGAAGUACUACCGCAAACCCGAAGACUUUACCGGAAAGAAAACAAUCGUCAUAGGCAACUCAGCGUCUGGUGCAGACGUGAGCGCUCAGAUCGCUGAGUUCUGUCAAAAGCCACUGCUCUGGUCAACAAGAUCGCAAUCCAUGUUCAGCGCAACCCACGGAACAGCAGGCGAAGACCAAAAGAGACGAGAAGUUCCGCCCAUUAAGCAGUUUCUCCCUAACAGUAGAGGCGUGAUGUUCGAGGACGGAACAGAAGAGCGCGACAUCGAUGCGAUUGUCUUUGCUACCGGAUACUUCUACAGCCUGCCCUUCCUGCAAGAUGUAGAACCUAAACUCAUCACCACUGGUGAGAGGGUAAACCACACAUACCAGCAUCUCUUCUACGCACCCCGACCAACGCUCAGUUUCCUGGCCCUCAACCAACGCGUCAUCCCCUUCCCAAUAGCAGAAGCUCAAUCCGCCGUCCUGGCACGCGUAUACGCCGGUCGUCUCUCGCUUCCCUCACACUUAGAAAUGCGCGACUGGGAAAAGAGCAUAGAGGAAGAAAUGGGUGCUGGACGGAAUUUCCAUCUUUUGCCUUUCCCCAAGGAUGCAAAUUAUAUCAAUGCAAUGAGUAGAUGGGCAUUGAGCGCUGAGAGCAAGGAGGGGUUGGAAAACAACGGCAAGGGGAAGAUACCACCGAUCUGGGGUGAAUGGGAAUACUGGUGUCGUGAGAACUUCCCCAAGAUAAGACAAGCCUUUGGGAAGAUGGGAGAGAAAAGGAAGGACAUAAGAGAUGUGAAGGAAUUAGGCUUUGACUUUGAAAAAUACCAAAAAGAGCAAGCGCGGCAGAAGGACGAACAAAACAAGAAAGGCGAGGAGCUGAUAUAA
Molecule: messenger RNA, 1560 nt
Organism: Alternaria rosae
Lineage: Eukaryota; Fungi; Ascomycota; Dothideomycetes; Pleosporales; Pleosporaceae
Exons: 1
Coding region: 1-1560 (519 amino acids)
Molecular function (GO): flavin adenine dinucleotide binding; NADP binding; N,N-dimethylaniline monooxygenase activity
Source: RefSeq, a predicted model, not a curated record